Macadamia integrifolia is the source of this 1553-nucleotide messenger RNA. Its product is annotated as thiamine transporter 1-like. Gene Ontology annotation, cellular component: plasma membrane. NCBI's taxonomy places the organism in Eukaryota, Viridiplantae, Streptophyta, Magnoliopsida, Proteales, Proteaceae. Gene Ontology annotation, biological process: vitamin transport; transmembrane transport. Gene Ontology annotation, molecular function: vitamin transmembrane transporter activity. The record is from RefSeq and is a predicted model, not a curated record. The coding region runs from base 62 to 1369 and encodes 435 amino acids. The transcript has 10 exons.
CUCCAACGACCACACUUUUCGUGCCGGGAAAUCCUUCUCUUCCCGGCAACGAGAGAGAGAGAUGGAAGGGGUUGUGUCGAUGAUGAGGUCGUUUUUACCACACCAGAGUUUGAUUUCAAGAUCACUACUAAUUGUUCUUCUGGUUUACUCGUUCUCUUCUCAAUUUCUUCCUAUCGAGCCAUACCUUGUGCCUUACUUUACUUCUGUUAAGCAUUUCACCAAUUCUCAGGUUACAAUUGAUAUAUUCCCUUAUGGUGUUUAUGCUCAACUUAUUUUUACAUUGCUCAUGGCGUCCGCUUGCUUUUAUCUCUCACACAAAGUGGUUGUAGUUCUAGGGGCUUUUGGAAUGCUCAUCAGUUACUUGAUCAUAUGGUGCGCGCAAUCUCUUCUUGCAAUGCAAAUUGUUCAGAUCACGUAUGGAUUUGGAGCGGCAACGCGCUUGGUCUUCUCAUCAUAUAUAUUUCUUCUUGUACCAGAAGAAGAAUAUCAACGCAUGACUAGUUUAACUACAACAACGUCACUUUUAUCAUUUAUGUUAGCUUCUGAACUGAGUCAGAUGCUAGCUCUUAUGACGUUCUCUUAUUCUAUUUUUCUGGGGCUGACUCUCACUUCGCUGGGAGUAUGUUGUGUCACAGCUUUUCUGUUACCAGAGGACCGUCCUUCUAGUUUGAUCUAUAGUUCAGUAACUUCUUCUUGGGGCCAGAGUGAGGGGUGGAUUAGGCUUUUGGAGGAGACAUGGAAAGGAAGAAAUUUGCAGAUUCUUUCUCUUUGGUGGGCUCUAGCUUAUGCUGGUUUCUCUCUCGUCCAAACUUACGGGACAAACCUCUUUGAUGCAAUUGACUCUAAAUCAAAAUUUAAUGGCCAUGUUUUGGCUGCAUCUCAGGCAGUUGGAAGCCUGGGGGCAAUCUGUGCUGUUUAUCUUGAGCAGUAUACUAUCAAAUCUGGAGUGGUCAUCUAUGUAAUUGGAUCAGCAGCCAUGUGCAUUGUUUGUUUAGGCAUGGGAUUGUUGGCCAAGAUUUGGGUUGCUUACUUCUUGUAUGUAGUGAUUUCUGGCAUCUACCAGAUUCUGACAUGCCUUGUCAGUGUGCAUUGUGGGCGGCUUCUAUCCAACAGGAAGUUUAUUCUUCUCUUCUCUGUCAACAAUUUUGUGGGACUUCUCCUUGAGACAUUGCUACAAGCAGCAGUGGAAAUCUCGGAGCUAUCUAUUUCUACACAGUAUGUCUGCUUUGCCGGAUUUUUCCUCCUUGCAACAGUAAUCUUUAUUGUCCUUUUCUUUUCUGAUGAUGAUAUUGAUGGAAGAAGUAAGAACGAUUCUUCUUUGACAUCAAAUGAUGAAACUGAACCUCUGAUCUUAGAGAGCAGAAGAUGAAGCAUUAUUUUGAUCAAAGUUGAAGUUGAGGUUAGUUAAGUGUAUCUAAUUUUCUUGUGUAUAUUGUAAUACAAAUGACCAUUGUAAUUUAUAUGCCUUUGUGAUUCCUUCUGAAGGCAGCUUAAUAUCCAUUUCCACAACUGUAUCAUUAACAAAUCAUAGUUAUCAGUCAAUUUGUUCCUCA